Molecule: messenger RNA, 774 nt
Organism: Cajanus cajan (pigeon pea)
Lineage: Eukaryota; Viridiplantae; Streptophyta; Magnoliopsida; Fabales; Fabaceae
Source: RefSeq, a predicted model, not a curated record
AUGGGAAAUGAUAUGGUAAGGGUUUCAGUGUUGGAUGUUAGAAACCCAAAGGCUAGAGCUCCUGUGCCCACACAAGAGGUUCAGACGAUGGAACAAGCCCUAAAUACCUUCCUUCAAUGGCCUUAUAAGUUGGUAAAAGUGAUAUCUACGGAGGAUGUUGUUGCCCCACCAAAGGCUAUGCUUAACCAUUCUAGAAAUCUAACUCCGAUGAAAAAGCUAUGGAGAUUGGUUGCAGAUAUGGAAGAUGACAAUCGACCCAAACAGGUCCCUUGGGCUCCUGAAGUGUUUGGCUUUUGUAGUAAUGUCCCCUUGUAUAUAAGCCAGAGCGACAUAUCAGAGAUUACAAACGGGCACUGCAUGCUGAACAUAUCAAUUUUGCAAUUGUGGUUAUUAUUUAUCCAUAAAUUGAGUGUGGAUAAAGGGAAUGAUCACAUUUAUGGAUUUUUGGAACCCGAGUUAAUCCAAAAAAUUGGGAACAAGACAGAAGAAAUUCAAGCUUACAUCCAAAAUUGGAUGUCUGAAUCAAAUAAAAAAGUUUACUUAGUUCCUUACUUUUCUAAUGCUCAUUGGCAACUUCUGAUUAUUUGUCCUAUGGACAAUAUAUCUGUAUGCAUUUGUUCGAUGCACAAACCUCCUCCUGCAGAUUUUAAACAAUUAUUAGAUAAGGCUAUGGAAGGAUACCAUAUGCUUAAAGGUUCAAAGUUGAAGAAAAAAAUGCUUUGGGUCUCUCUUAAAUCUCAUAAGCAAAAAGGAAACUAUGAUGGCUUAAUUUAA